CAUCGAUUGCGCAUGCGCUAAGAGCCCCAGAGAUGGGGGUCAAGAAUGCUGAAUUUUAAUUCACCUGAACAAAACAGUCAUUAGUGGCUAGUGGUCAGUGCUGUAACUUCACAAGUGACUUGUUAUGUGACCGCAGUUUAGACCGCAGUAAGAGUUUGAUAAAGCUUUGUAUUAGAAGAUUUUUGUAUAAAUGUCUAAAACAUGGGCAACUUCUCAGGUAUAGUAGAAAACUGUUAUUUUGAGACGUAAUGAGGGGGGGAAAUAGCGUACAGCAUCUUCUUUACAUUGCUGCUUGAAAUCCUUUGUCUCUCUGAUGAAAGCCCAUCCUGCGCAGGAAUCUGGGGAGAGGCAGCUUUCUCCCAGGCGUUCCUUGCUUCAGACGCUUCAACAUCCGGGACAGGAUCAGUUUGAAAUUUCUAAGCGAUCUGAUUGGCUAAGAAUAAACGAACGGGAAAUUUAACACAGCCAUGUUCGUGUUCUUCGAUUUCCUUGCUCCGCGAUCUGUUUGAACUGCGAGUUUCCUGAAGUUUUGGCUCAAAUCCCGUCGGAUCUAUCCUUACGUGGAUCUAAACGAGAACAUGUAACUUUGGGAGAGUCAUGCCAACGGCUGGUGAGGCGAGACUGAAGUCAAAAUCAAUCAAGAAGACAUCUGGUGACGGAACUUCUUGCAAAGGAAAAGCGACUAGGAAUAAGGCCAGUGCAAGCAAGAUCAGGGAAGUUAAAAAGAGGACUCUAUCACAUCCAAACUCAGCAAAGAGUUCUAUACCAGUGCCUGUGAAAAAAGAAGCUAAAGGAAAAGAAAAUGCAGACCCAAAUAUUAAUGUACACCCUGGUACUAAAAUCAAUAAAAAGGCUAGUAAGGUUAAGCAAGCUCCAGACUUCAGAAAACUUCAUAGAAAAUAG
Messenger RNA from Orbicella faveolata, 903 nucleotides. RefSeq lists its product as uncharacterized. The record is from RefSeq and is a predicted model, not a curated record. Lineage: Eukaryota; Metazoa; Cnidaria; Anthozoa; Scleractinia; Merulinidae.